CACAUUUAUUAAUUCUUGGCAGGGCAGACUACUGCGUAAAGUGGAGAUACGAUGAACAUGUUAUUAAUAUGAGAACAAUUGAUAUUUUUCUCUGGUUUCCUUCGCCUUGGUCGAUUGAACUGCCGUUGUAUCGUUUUGCCUGUCUCUCUCUAAACCGUCAAGCCCCUCGCUCUGUCUGUCACGAUGGGAUCCACCGAGCUUCCUUAUAUCGCGACUAACCCGAAGAUCAUCUUUUUCACUGAUUUUGACGGGACGAUCACCCUGAAAGAUAGCAAUGACUAUUUGACCGACAAUUUGGGCUACGGGUAUACGAAACGCAGACAAGGAAACGAGGAUGUCCUGUCUGGGAAAGCUACUUUUAGGGAUGCUUUCCGUGACAUGUUAGACAGCGUCAAGCCUGGCUUCGACGAGUGCAUCCAAGUCCUAAAAGAGAAUAUGCAGCUCGACCCAUACUUUACCGAAUUCUAUUACUGGGCUAAGGAGAACAAUGUCCCGAUCGUUGUUGUUUCGUCGGGUAUGCGCCCGAUCAUCAGCGCGCUGUUCGAAGUGUUGCUUGGCCACAAGCCAGACCCCAAGCACCUGGCCAUCGUCGCCAAUGACGUCGAGAGUCGCGACGGGAAAGAUAUCAACAGCCCUGGGGGUUGGCAGAUCAAAUAUCAUGAUGACAGCCAUUUUGGCCACGACAAGUCCCUCGAGAUCAAACCUUACGCUGCCUUGCCUGCCGAUAAACGCCCGACUCUUCUAUAUGCCGGAGAUGGUGUAUCCGACUUGUCAGCCGCCGCAGAAACCGAUUUGCUUUUUGCAAAGAAGGGUCAUGAUCUCAUCAAAUACUGUGAGCGCGAGGGGAUGCCAUUUACCAUAUUUGAGGAUUGGUCCACCAUCCUUGCUACCACCAAGGAUAUCCAUAGCGGCAAGACCUCGCCCAAGAAAGUUGCCGAAGAGGGGUUGGAGAAGAGGUAAUCAGUAUGCAGAAUGAUCCUAAAUUCAAUAGUACAUAGUAAGUAUGGAUCACGUCAACGCUACAAAUGGGCAGUAUAUUGCAGAUAUGACGAAGGAGAGCCCUGAAAAUGGAUUGAGUGAUAGUUUCACGACCUAGAAGUUGCCCAUGUUCUACGGCACCGCUCCAAAGCAAAACAAAAAUAUCCAUUCAUGGCUCGCACUGCCCCUUUGGUCAUUCCUGGGGGUCCACACAGAAGCACAGAAGAGCAACACAUUCCCCCGGCUCAAAUGCGUACUGGCGAAGAAUUCUCUGGUCAAUGGGUCCUCUUUCGCCCUUCCAGGCUUCCCCUGCCUUAGACAGCACAUGCGUAAUCUGGAUCUGAUCCAGGUAGUCUUGAGCAAAUGUGUCUCAUUCGGCGCGUAUCAGUAUGUCGUUUUGCGCUUCGUUUCAUCUUUGCUCAUGUUGGCAUCUUUACCUCCAGGAUGCCAGCUCAAAACGCCUAUAGCAUCAUAUACUUUAUCAUUGAUAAUAAUCCCGCAAUUAUCCUCAGCGCAGUGCUUUUCGAUCUCUUCCCCGGUAAACUGUUUCUCUCGAGCUGAAGCCCUACAGAGCAGUGCUGGGAGGCAAGUCCAAUCCAUCCUCAUGCCAUAUCCCAAAUCCCUUGUAGGCAGCCUUGUGUAAUUGUAUAUUUUCUUCCUUCUGCCACUGGUCUGCCUUGUAUUUUCCCUUGGGUGACCGCAACCAGCCCACAACAGAGUCGAUGGUAAAUCCAAC
Monascus purpureus is the source of this 1714-nucleotide messenger RNA. The record is from the annotation of a GenBank genome assembly. NCBI's taxonomy places the organism in Eukaryota, Fungi, Ascomycota, Eurotiomycetes, Eurotiales, Aspergillaceae.